Molecule: messenger RNA, 543 nt
Organism: Vombatus ursinus (common wombat)
Lineage: Eukaryota; Metazoa; Chordata; Mammalia; Diprotodontia; Vombatidae
Product: olfactory receptor 14C36-like
Exons: 1
Coding region: 1-543 (180 amino acids)
Biological process (GO): G protein-coupled receptor signaling pathway
Cellular component (GO): membrane
Molecular function (GO): olfactory receptor activity
Source: RefSeq, a predicted model, not a curated record
AUGAGUCCCCGGGUCUGCAUGCAGAUGACUUUAACAUGCUUGUUCACUGGCCUUUUAUAUGCAGGUUUCCAUACUGGUUACACCUUUCGAUUGUCUUUCUGCCAAUCCAAUGUGAUCCACCAGUUCUUUUGUGAUUUCCCCUCUCUACUCAAGAUCUCUUGCUCAGAGACAUUCAGCAAUACAUUAUCCUUACUUGGCUCUGCUGUGGUGGUUGGGCUUGGCUGCUUUGCCUUCAUCAUUGCAUCCUACAUUAGCAUAUUUUCCACUGUGCUCAGAUUUCCAGUGAAAGAAGACCAAAGAAAAGCCUUCUCUACUUGUGUCCCUUGCAUCGUUGUGGUUUCUUUGUUCCUUAUUUCAGGUUAUUGUGUCUAUCUGCUACCACCUGCAGAAUCUGAGUCCCUUAAAGAUAUAAUCCUUUCAACAUUUUAUUCCAUAAUACCUCCCUUUCUGAACCCCAUUAUAUACAGUCUAUGGAAUAAGCGGAUAAAAGAGGCUGCAAGAGUAGUAAUGAAGAGAAUGCUUUUGUUAAGGAAUAAAGCAUAA